Molecule: messenger RNA, 1101 nt
Organism: Ogataea angusta
Lineage: Eukaryota; Fungi; Ascomycota; Pichiomycetes; Pichiales; Pichiaceae
Exons: 2
Coding region: 1-1101 (366 amino acids)
Biological process (GO): regulation of DNA-templated transcription
Molecular function (GO): zinc ion binding; DNA-binding transcription factor activity, RNA polymerase II-specific
Source: RefSeq, a predicted model, not a curated record
AUGCAGUGCAGCACCGCAUAUUAUCCUGCGCUGAGCUCGGAUAAAACAGGUUUCUUUUUACCCCAGGAUUUUGCGGGCCGGGAACACGAAACCCUCGAUUUUCAUUGGGACGCAGCUGCUGUAGAGACUCGUAAUUGCGAGGGCCUAGGCAGCACAGCCAGGUUCCCCGCCCUGCUGGCCGAGCAUUGGGCUGAGUUGCUCCCCACUCCUCACUUGCGUGGAACGUUCGGUUCAGGCCAUCAAUCUGACCCGUAUGGACGAGAUUUAAUGCACGAUUCACAAACCAACUACAUUAAACGGUUUCUUUUCUACACCCCAGCCAGGCCCCCCGACAUAUAUAAAGUCGGCUUCCUGGCCGAAAUCCAAUUUCAUAGGUACAUGGACUCUUCGGACCAGGCUGAUACCAGACCACCUCAAACUAACGUUGGCAGACUGCCGUCGGCCCCUAAACACUCGCACGAGCCGUACCAGCCACUGACCAUGCCCAUGUUGGAGCCGCCCUCCUUGGUGUCAGACUUCGCCUUGUACGGGUCCUCGCCGUACCAGAACUACAACUACGCCAACCCACAGCACGAGCAGCGUCUCAGGAACGCGCCGGCGAGCCCAACAUACUACCAGCACCCAACCAAAGUGCACGAGCCGUCUUCAAUGCAGAGGAAUAUACGACGCAGCGCCAGUCUGGGCAACCAGGCACGCGAUCUGGGGCGUGAGGAACGCCAGGUGCUGUGCUACGACAUGGAAACGAAAACGUACAAAAUGGUGAGCCAGGCUGUAGCUGACAGCUCGAACGGUUUGCUGCAACCGGUUGCUGAGAGCCCGACAGAGUACUCGCCGUGUUCCGGGUCAGGCACGCCAGAAAAGGCCAAGCGAUCGCGAAGAGGGUGCUUGACGUGUCGACAGCGCAAGAAAAAAUGCUGCGAAACAAGGCCAACGUGUUCUGAGUGCUCCAGACUCAUGAUCCGUUGCAGAUGGCCCGUGCCCGGGAGCGAGCGCAAAAACCGGUCGAAAAACAACGCCAUCAGCCCUGACGAGAUGAUCCACGAGGCAUAUGGGGUGAUCAAGAUCCUGAGGGGGGUCGUGGACUACAAGGUAGAGGGAUGA